UUUGAUGCGGGAAAUCGGUGGGAGAUCUAAAGAAGCGACAGCAUAGGAUUCUGAGCUCUGUUAAAAGGUAGUCAGUCUUUUGCCUCAGCUGGAUUUAAACAAACGAUGGCGGGACUCCGAGCACCUAAGGCUGGCUCUGCCAGAGAUACACAAAUGAGAAUUGACUCCUCAUUCGACCCAGUUGAAGCCAGAAAAUGUUUGGAAUGGAUCAGAGAAAUGACAGGCGAAAGUUUCAACACAGAUGUCGGCCCCGAGAAAUACAAAGUGGUAGAGAACUUCUGGAAAGUUCUUCGCGAUGGGAUCUUACUCUGCAAGGUAUUGAAUGUAGCCGUGCCUGAUCAUCUUAAGUGCAACUUCAACUCACCAACGUUCAGACCUACAGGGAAUCCACAGUUUCAAUCUGCAAGAGAAAGGGAAAGAAUUGAACUUUUUAAUAGAAAACUGGAGGAAUUCGGAGUCUCCCCAGACAACUGUUUCUUAGUGGACUGCCUUUACGAGAGAACCAACCUGUGGCAGGUGGCUGCAAGUAUCAGGGCAUUAGGAACAGAGUUCGAGUCCCGUCCAUCGUUCACCGGCAUGCGCUGGUGGCCCCGCAAGGCUGAGGCGAAUCCCAGAGUUUUCUCACAAGACGUUCUCAACGCUGGAAAUACCAUCAUCAAUCUUCAGUACGGCUCCAACAAGGGUGCCUCCGCCGCAGGCCUGAACUUUGGAAAGAAGAGGAUGAUCAUGAAGGAAUGACGACACGGACAUCUCAUUUGGCGUAGAUUUCAGUUAUUUCGAUUUAGGUGUUUUUCUUUUUACAAAGUGAUCUGUUCGUUUAAAUGUUGCUCCGGAGUCUGUGGACAGCUUGCAAGCAUAAUGAUAAGGUCAUGAUGAAUAUAUUGAAAUACGUGGCCAUGAAAAAUCGUUUUCUAUGGGGGCUAAACCUUUUGACAAACCUUUUCAUCAAUUUACUGAUUGUCGGUAGUGUCCAAAAAAAUUAUCAAGUUUACAUUGUUUCGUAGGAUCGUAAACUCGUACAAUAAUGACGUCAAUUAUGACGUCAUCGAGGAAUAAAGUUUCCUUUUGCCUCGGAGACUGAGCAACUCAGUAUGAGGAACUGGUUUCGGUUAUUAUGGAGCAUAGGCCUUUGAUGUCUAUGCGCAGAGAGUAGGCCUUAAUGCCUGACGUGUGACAUGGAUUUGGUGUUCUAAUGAGCACGGCAGCAGAGGACAAAAUCUACAUGAAGCGCAAACCGUCACUGCCGACAUACAAGACCUUCAUUUUAUACGAUUAUGAUAAUAAACAUUACCUGGUGUAGAUUUUCCUUUUUAAUAAGUUCGUUUCCUUAUUCCGUCCAUCUCACUGCCCCACUUUGCACAGAAACCUUGAUUGUUGGCCGAAAACGAGGCUACUUUCGGAAUUCCUUGACAACACUGCCAGUCCUAUAGUUAUAGAAGUGACGUCAUCAGCACUUUUUGAAACGUCAUGAACAACUCUACCUGCAAUCCCAGUUACUGCCUUUGUGUUGCUCACAAGCGGCCUCUUGUACACUUGUCAAUAUUAUUUUGUAAUAAAUGAAAGUUUAUUUAUACUUCAUGAAAAACA
Molecule: messenger RNA, 1587 nt
Organism: Haliotis rufescens (red abalone)
Lineage: Eukaryota; Metazoa; Mollusca; Gastropoda; Lepetellida; Haliotidae
Product: myophilin-like
Exons: 4
Coding region: 106-738 (210 amino acids)
Molecular function (GO): protein binding
Source: RefSeq, a predicted model, not a curated record